Molecule: messenger RNA, 2736 nt
Organism: Echinococcus granulosus
Lineage: Eukaryota; Metazoa; Platyhelminthes; Cestoda; Cyclophyllidea; Taeniidae
Product: Autophagy-related protein 9A
Exons: 3
Coding region: 1-2736 (911 amino acids)
Biological process (GO): protein localization to phagophore assembly site; autophagy of mitochondrion
Cellular component (GO): autophagosome; phagophore assembly site
Source: RefSeq, a predicted model, not a curated record
AUGCGUUAUAUAGAUCGAGCGCAGUAUGAAAUCCUACAAGAUGAGGAAGUACCGUACAAUGCGGAAGAUCUUGAACGCCUCCCACUGGUACCUCUUCAGCUAGAUUCGACACACAAUUUGGAUUUGUUUUUUUCCCAGAUUUAUGAGUACCACCAACUCGGUGGGUUUACUGUGAUAACGGCCAACUACGUGCUUUCCGCGUUGAAGUUCGUGUUCCUCUUUUUCUGUUGUAUGGAGCUGGUGGUGUGUAUGAAAUGGAGCAAGGUACUGGACCCCAAGACGACCAUCAACACGUGGGAUGACAUUGCGGUUUCACCGGCGGUAUGCUGGGCCUCGUUGCCACCGUUCGCUGCGCUCUGCCUCUUCGUCGCCAUCCUUGUUUUCGUCUAUCAUCUAAUUCGCUCGGUUAUAGCGCUGGCUCAGAUGUGGGGUGUUCGUCGCUUCUGCACUAUAGCUCUCGAUAUGCCUACAAGCGACUCCGAGCUGAACGACUUGACCUGGAGCGAGGUCCUGCGGCGUCUUCUCUCCGUACAGGCGCAAAUGCCCAUUUGGCGCACCAAGGUAUUGGACGAACUCGAUGUUUACAAUCGCAUUCUCCGUCAGACGAACUACCUCAUUGGUAUGGUUAACCGGGAGGUCAUCCCCUUUCGGUUUCACCUACCUAUGGUCUCUAACCCCUAUAUCUACCUACCGCACUACUAUCUCCUUAAUCUCAAAUUCCUUCUCUUUUUGGGACCCAAGUCUCCCUUCGCGUCUUACUCGCAGCUGCGUCCCGAGUACAAGUUCCUCACAAGGCGACUCGAACUUGCUGCUGAAAUGGCCAAACACUCCCGCAUCAUUGGCCUCAUUGGCCUUAUUCUAAGCCCUCUUGUCUUCCUUAUACAGAUUCUCCUAUUUCUCUUCUCUAACGCUCAACGAUUGCGUUAUCAACCGGCACAACUUUUCUAUCGAAGCUGGUCCAAUUAUGCUCGUUUGUAUCUGCGUCACUUUAAUGAGCUCCCACAUGAAUUUGACAUGCGCUUGAACCAAGCCUACAAACCAGCAACAGAGUACUUGGAUUGUUUCCAAUCUCGCCUCUUGAGCGUUACGGCAUCACACUUGGCCUUCACUUUUGGUGGCCUUUCAAUUCUCCUUUUCGUGAUCAGUCUUUUUAGGGAGGGUUUAAUCCACCUCACUGGUUAUUUGGCCGCGAUGGCGGUUGGUGGUCUGAUCGCUAACGUAUGCGCCAACUUCACCCCCACAGAGGAUGCUAUCCGCUUUCCCCGAGCCUCGCUUCUCGCCACCUUAGCGAAGAUCCACUACAUGCCCGAUAGUUGGAAGGAUAACCCCCACGCGCACAACGUACGCUCCGAGUUUUCGCAACUCUUUCAAUUCCGCGCGGUUGGUGCAGUUGAAGAAAUUCUGUCUCCCAUCCUCGUACCCCUAAUCAUGCUCUUCUAUAUGCCCCAUCGAGGUCUGGACAUCGUGGACUUUCUGAGAAAUUUCACCACAGAAUUGGAUGGGGUUGGUGAUGUUUGCAGUUUCGCACAACUGGAUAUACCACGCCAUGGUGAUCCUGAGUGGUGCCCCAUUGUUGGCACAGCCCCUUCAUCGCCUUCUUUGGGUGAUGGGGGCUCCGACGACAGCAUUGGUGUUCGAAAUCUUCCUGCAGUUGGUGGGAAAACUGAACUAAGUCUGAUGCAUUUCCACCACACCAAUCCUACCUGGUGCCUUCCUCCUAAUAGCAAGGCUUUCCUCAGUGCCGUCAGGAAACAGGCCUUUAACGAUCUGCAGCGACACCAACGAGUGCAAGCUGAUUUUAUCUGGGGUAUGAAUGCGUCCACUUCUCCUCUUUUUGCAUCACUCUACGCUGAGCAAGAUAUCAAAACCACUACAGCAAUGUCUGCGCAGCAAAAGUCUGAUCAAGUCUACUCAUCCGACUUUUCGAUUCAUGCUAAAAAUGUAUCCCAUAUGCCGACUGCCAUGGAACAGCCAUCCUUCGGCGUGGCAGGCGCACUGAUCGAGUCGGUGAGUAAGGGGAAUACACGGACACCAAAUACUGAAAUUGGGACACCAGCUGAAGUUUCGUCCCCGACCUUGCCGCGUCAGACGGAAAGACAGGGUGCUUCUAGGUCUGCAUCAUUGCUGGUCGCCCCUAUCUCAAUACCGUUUCAUGGAAUGGCCACCUCGGGCCUCUACUACAAUCAGCAGGCCCUCUAUCAACCCUACAUGUCACAAAUGGAAGAAAAAACCAUGAACAUAAGCCUUAUGAGUCCCAGCGUCGGUGGUAGUAUGUCUUACGGAGAAUUCACUACAGACAUGGACAUCAGUUCGCUGUACAUUCAUGAUCUUCACCAAAGACGGCGAAACGCACACCGACUGUCUCAAACAUCUUCUACCUUGCUCCCAUGUGUAGCCUCCAACCUGCGCCAACGCUCCUUCACGAGUGAUGGUUUGCAGGAGGAGCUGCGCUACCAACAACCGGCUCAUCGUUACCUGGGUGCUGCUGGGCGGGGCCGCGGACUGGUGCACGGAGUCUCCGUGCCUGCAAGUCUGCGCUCGGCCCGCCAGUUCGAGGGCGUGGUAGAGGAAGAGGUGGACGCCGACGUCGAAGAGGAGAACACUCUCACUACGUCGACCUCACAGCAGCAGCAAACAACUUCGGUUUCCUCCUCCACCGUUAUCGCCGCCGUUUCACCCCACAUUCUCGGUGAUGAUGUGCAAAAGUGGCCCGACCUUCCACCACCCACCUGCUAG